Molecule: messenger RNA, 6040 nt
Organism: Nilaparvata lugens (brown planthopper)
Lineage: Eukaryota; Metazoa; Arthropoda; Insecta; Hemiptera; Delphacidae
Product: myosin-IIIa
Exons: 25
Coding region: 7-4170 (1387 amino acids)
Biological process (GO): protein phosphorylation
Cellular component (GO): myosin complex
Molecular function (GO): ATP binding; protein binding; cytoskeletal motor activity
Source: RefSeq, a predicted model, not a curated record
GAAAGGAUGUCCUACCGGAAUCUUAGCAGGCAUGUGGACCUGGAAUCCUUGCAGGAGCCGGGAAAUCGGUUUAAACUACAAGAGCUGAUAGGAGAGGGUACCUAUGGCGAGGUUUACAGCGCCAGGGACACUGUCACAGGUGAACGUGUUGCAAUCAAAAUACUGGAAAAUGUAUCGGAAAAUAUCGAGGAAAUUGAGGAGGAGUAUCUUGUACUUCGAGACCUCAGUCUCCACCCCAACAUCCCGGCUUUCCAGGGUCUUUUUCUCAGAAGAGGAGUACUUCCGGAGGAAGAUCAGCUAUGGUUCACCAUGGAGUUAUGCACUGGUGGAUCGGUCACAGACCUCGUCCAGGGGUUGAAGAAGAGAGGGGAGAAUCUGACUGAAGACCAAAUAGCGUUUAUUAUUAGAGAAACGGUUGAGGCGCUGGUAUACCUUCACAGCAACCACUGUAUGCACCGAGACAUCAAGGGUCACAACAUAUUGUUGACCGAGGAGGGAAAUGUGAAGUUGGUGGACUUUGGGGUGUCCUCCCACCUGCAGGCCACAAUGGGCCGCCGUAACACCUCUGUCGGAACACCCUAUUGGAUGGCACCUGAGGUGAUAGCCUGCGAACAACAACUAGACUCGUGGUACGACGCGCGUUGCGACGUCUGGUCGUUGGGUAUCACGGCAAUCGAGUUGGCCCAGGGCGACCCCCCUCUCAGCGACCUGCACCCGAUGCGUGCCCUCUUCCAGAUCCCCCGCAACCCGCCUCCUCUCCUGGAGCGCACCGACUGCCCCCUCCUCGCUGACUUUGUGGCCGAGGUGCUAGUCAAGGAUCUCGAACUGCGACCCUUCGCCAAAGAGCUGUUGUCUCAUCCACUGCUGAAACGGGGGGCGGUUUCUGCCCAAAAGGUGAGAACGGAACUGCAGGCAGAAAUCAAACGUCAACGAGUGAGUGGCCGUUGCCCACGUCAGGCUGAGGUCACCACCAAGCAUGGCCAACUCAAGUCUGAUCGCAAGGCCAUGCCUAGGAAAAUGUACUUUGACGAUCUGGCUGCUCUCGACAGUCUUUCUGAGGAUGCCAUAGUGGAGCAACUGCAGCAAAGAUAUGAUAUGAACCAAAUUUACACAUACAUCGGAGAUAUUCUAGUCGCUGUCAACCCAUUUGCUAAUUUGGGAUUAUAUACCAGUAAUGAGCAGAAACGGUACUGUGGGCAAGCGCGCAGCACCAACCCGCCACACAUAUUUGCCGUGGCGGAUGGAGCCUACCAGGCGCUGCUGCAUCACCGGCAGAACCAGAGCAUCGUCAUCAGUGGAGAGAGUGGAGCCGGGAAGACCGAGAGUGGAAACCUCCUGCUCAAGCAACUUGUCUAUCUUGGAAAGGCACCAAAUCGAAACUUGGAGGAACGAAUCCUGCAGGUGAAUCCGAUAAUGGAGGCAUUUGGUAAUGCCCAGACCGGCAUCAAUGCCAACUCGUCUCGAUUUGGGAAGUUCCUAGAGCUGAGCAUGACAAGAGGUGGCAGAGUGACGGGAGCCAAACUCUGUGUCUACCUUUUGGAACAGUCUCGGGUUGUCCAGCAGACACAAAUUGAACGCAAUUUCCACGUGUUUUACUACAUGUACGAUGGCCUUCAAAAUGAUGGAAGAGCGCCUGAUUUUCAUCUUGAUCCGACGCUAAGGCUGAACCAUUGCUUUUUGACUGCUGACAAUCAGGAUCCACUCUCAAGAAAAAACAAUAUUGAGAAAUUUCAAGAGUUGAAGGCGGCUUUCGACUGUGUGGGCUUCCAAGAAGCCGAAGUGACCUCCAUCUACCGUAUGCUGGCCGCUAUUCUUCACCUGGGAGACAUUGAGUUUGGCGAAGUGGUCUCUGAAGACAAUACAGAUAACAAGAGCAGGAUUGUCGACCUGGCACCUCUUCAUCGAGCGUCAAAUCUGUUGGGCGUGGAGGCGAGUGACAUGCUGGAGUGCCUGACGUCGAACAGUGUGGUGACUCGCGGCGAGACCAUCACUCGUAACAACUCUGUGAUCGAGGCGAGUGCCACUCGAGAUGCCAUGGCCAAGGCGCUCUACAGUCGGCUCUUCGAUUGGCUCGUCAACUGCAUCAAUAGUCUUCUCGCUUUCAAUACUCGGGGAGAACCGUUAGUGAUUGGACUAUUGGACAUCUUCGGGUUUGAAAACUUCUCUAGGAAUUCGUUUGAGCAGCUCUGCAUCAACAUUGCUAAUGAGCAAAUCCAGUAUUAUUUCAAUCAGCACAUUUUCACGUGGGAACAGCAGGAAUACAUGGCUGAAGGUAUACCAGUUGACUUGGUUGAAUUCACUGACAAUCGACCUGUACUCGACAUGCUUUUGUCUCGACCAAUGGGACUCCUGGCUUUACUCGAUGAAGAGUGCCGAUUUCCUCGUUCAAAUGAUCGGACUCUGAUAGAGAAAUUCCACGGCAACCUGAAGAGCAAGCUGUACGUGCGACCCAAGUCGAAUGCCCUGUGCUUCGCCGUUCACCACUUCGCCGGCCGCGUCAUCUACCAGGCGGAGGGAUUCGUGGAGAAAAACCGCCACUUCCUGGCGCCCGAGGUCAUUCAGCUGCUGCGAGCCUCGCAGGUGGAGGCUGUCCGCUACCUCUUCCAGUGUCCCAUCACCAAGACCGGCAACCUCUAUUCGGCCAGUCCGUCGCAUUCUGUCAACGGCACCAAUGAGCGUUGCGCGAGCGUGAUGGCGCUGCAAUCGCAGUCGCGCGCUCAGCAAACAGCUGCUACCUAUUUCCGCUACUCACUGAUGGAGCUGCUGCAGAAGAUGGUGUGCGGCUCGCCUCAGUUCGUGCGCUGCAUCAAGCCCAACGACAGCCGGCAGCCGCGUCUCUUCGACCCGGCCAAGGUCGUGCGCCAGCUGAGGUACACCGGCGUGCUUGAGACCAUUCGCAUACGGCAGCACGGAUUCUCGCACCGGAUUCCGUUCGCCGAGUUUCUCAAAAGGUACUGUUUCCUGGCGUUUGGCUAUGACGAGCGAGUCAUUGCUUCAAGAGAUACUUGCCGGCUGCUUCUCGUUCGCUUGAAAAUGGAUGGCUGGGCUCUCGGAAAAACCAAAGUCUUCCUCAAAUAUUACCAUGUAGAAUACCUAGCUAAGCUUUAUGAAGAACAGAUGAGAAAGAUAGUACUGGUGCAAGCAGCUGUUAGACGGUGGCUGGCCAAAACUCGUUACCAGAAGGCUCGAUGGGCAAUGGCGUCGAGCGUGGUCACUCUGCAGCGUUACGUGCGCGGCUGGAUCGCGCGCAAGACCACCGAAACCAUCAAAUCCAAGCGACACGCCAAGGAGCAACACAUGCUCAAGAAGAACAACAAGCUGGCAAGGGAGAUAGAAGCCAACAACGAAGCCAAUAAGGAGAAUGAUCUGACGCCCAACCAGAUGGCUGAGUUCAGGAGCAGGAAUAUCAACUCCGAAGAGAUACCGACGCCCUGGGGAAAUGUUCAAAUGAAACGGAAACUGUUCUGCCAGCCUGAAGACAAGGAUGAGGCUGCCACUGUCAUACAGAGUCAUUUCAGAGGAUAUACCGUUAGAAGAAAAUAUGGCCCUGAAGUAGCGAAAAGAAAACAGUCAGUAGAACAGAAAGCUGUUCUUGUUAAUCCAGUGAAUCGUCAAUCCACUGAUCGUCAAGCCCAAUUGAUAACAUUAUCUCAAGAUGUACAUAUGAAGAACCAGGAUGUUCACAAAUAUCUGCGACAAAAUAAGCAAGGAAUAAGACUGAAAGAAGUUGAAGAAACAAAACGAAACUUUGUUCCGAAAGCAGUUGUCCAUGAAGUGGCCAAGAAGCAUGGAGCUAGCAACAACAAUAAUUAUUACCAAUCUGUUCAAGAUGAGAUGAACAGUAUUUCUUCAGGAUCAGACGAAGAGCCAUCCAUGUGGGAUUUACCUAUUAUUCAGAUUGAGAAUCAACUGCGACCUGAAAGACCUCGAAUGGUGAUGUUGGACAUGGGAUCUGAGCGAAAGGACCUGAUGAACUGUGCUAGAAACAAGAACAAACCUCUGUGGUCAGGUGCACCAGUUAAUCCUAGAAGUAAUAUGCAACCGACUGACGAUCUUACCGGGCCCUACAACUUUCGCAAAUUUCUGCGACCAACCGAGCAUCUUCCGACCGAAUCGCUGCGGAAACGGCUGGGAGGCAGGUGUCGCGUCCCCAACCUCAAGGCCUUGUGAAUGACAAUCAUCCAGAUGCGGUUCACAUUCUAGUCAUCUCUAUGAAUCCUAUCUCAUCUCAUUCCAUUGUGUCCUACGAAUUAGCGUUGUAGUGUUAAUAUCGAGAAUAUAAUCAUUAUAUGUACCUCUCCAUUACCGUAAUAGCAUGAAUGUGAUUCAAAGAUGUAGUUUUAUUUUAUUAAUUACGAGUGUUCAUUAAAAUGUGUCAGGGACCACAUUUUAUCACAAUAUUGUAAUAAGCUACCAUAAUCGUAUGUAAUGUGAUAUCCACAGUAUUUCGUAAUUUUAUUUUAUUCUUCACAUUUUUAUUGUAAUAUUUUCAUCAAAUUUAUUAUUAGAUACUAAUAGGCUUGUGAAUCUUCUUCAUUUCUCAUUGAAAAUUCCCAUAAAGCAUCAUUUCAGUCGAGUAAAAUAAAUUUUCUUUCUGUAAAGUUUUACACUUGAAACAGAGAGAUAUCGUGGAAUUUUUCAAUAAUAUCAAGGUGAGAUGAAAGUGGUGUGGAACUAAAAAUAUAUCUUCCAUUUUAUUUAUUCAUUUCCUUGUUAUUCAUACCAGUUUCUCAUUUAUUUUGUUUUUAAAGCGUAUAUUUUACUGUUUAAAAACACUUAUGGGCUACAUCAUUUAAAUUAAUAAAAACAAUAUAAAAACAUGAAGUACCCUUUUUAUUUGCUUAAUUUUGAAAAUGGCCAAAGUAGGCCGAAACUAGUUGUUGAAAUGUUUUAAAGUUUAAAUAAAAUGGGUGUUUUUAUAUUGUUUUCUUUUUUAAUUAUACUGUAUUUUUAUCAUCAUGAUCUCCACUAUAGGCCAAUUCGUUUAAUGCUCUGCUUUAAUCUAUUUUUCAUCAUGAUAAUUAUUGUGAAAUUUCAUUUUUUAAGACGAUGUAAAAAUUGUUUUACUUGUCUCCAAUAAUUCACUCAUUCUUUGUUGCUCAGAAUGACUUUGCUUCACUCUCAUACUGAGAAUGGAAAAAUGCAUAAUACUGUAAUUGUUUUACAUCAUUAGUUUAUACCACAGAGAUUGCUUGUGGAAAACCAUUUGAAAAUAAUCAACAUAGAUCUUGUAAUGUUGUAAUUAUUGUAUGUUAUUCGAGUUUGGAAACUUUACCAAGAAAUAAAAAUAAUCCAAUACGAGUUUUCUAUGUAGAAUUUCAAUUAUUAAAUAAUUUUUCUUUAUUACCACUUCCUUAUACCGUUUUUUGGAUAAUCUUCAGAAUUUUAAAAAAUGUGAUUAGUACAAAAUUCAAACUCUUGAAAAAUAGUUUAGAUACUAAUAGUUAAUGGAUAAAAUAGUUUGAUUGGAAAAUAAAUUUAGUUUUAUGUAUGUUUUCUGUUAUCCAGAGCAAACUCGCAGAUGUAUAUUUUACUUGUUAAUAGAAAAAUCUGAAUUUUGCUUUUCAAACGCUUCAAAUACCGUAGUUCUGACUGUGUUUGAAAAAAAUUCAAAAUAAAUUCAUCUCACUAGUCGAAAAUGGAAGUGAUAUAAGAUAUAAUACCUUCAUAUUCUGAUGUUUACAAAAAAAUGAAUUUGUAGAAACAAAAUUCUGAUAUUGUAUCUCAUUGUUGAUAAAAAUAAUAGAUGUUUCUUGAAAAUGAUAUUUUUCCAAUCAGAAUGUGCAUUUAAUUUAGAAUAACUUAAAAUGACCUGUGUACAUCUUUUAGAAUCUCAAACCAAAGACUCUAAAAUUCAAAUGAUGUUUUUAGAUGUUUAAUGAUCUUGUAACUUUUGUGAGAUAGUGUUGCUUCGAUCAUUUAUUUUAUUGAAAUCCAAUACCUUUGUUAUAUUGUUUUUUAUGUUGUUUUUGUAAAACUAGACUAUAUAAAAAGUGGAUGAAAUGUUGUUGGAAUUAUACAUCACAUUUUUAUGACUUAA